Coniosporium apollinis CBS 100218 is the source of this 1131-nucleotide messenger RNA. Its product is annotated as FMN-dependent dehydrogenase. The transcript has 9 exons. Gene Ontology annotation, molecular function: oxidoreductase activity; FMN binding. Bases 1 to 1131 code for a protein of 376 amino acids. NCBI's taxonomy places the organism in Eukaryota, Fungi, Ascomycota, Dothideomycetes. The record is from RefSeq and is a predicted model, not a curated record.
AUGGCGAAUCGAGCACCGACUCUGGACCCCAACGUGUUUUCUAUCAGUGACCUCAAAGCGAUCGGUAGCAGAAGAUUGCCCGACCGAUAUCGCGACUUCUACAAUGAGGGCGCAAUGGAUAUGAUCACCCUCCGGGACAACGAAGAAGCCUUCAAUAGGUACAGAAUUCGGCCCCGAGUCCUGCGAAAUGUCUCAAGCAUCGAUACAUCCUGCGAGAUCUUCGGACAGAGGGUUGCUCUCCCACUCGGAUUCAGCCCAACGGCAAUGCAGCGACUAGCACAUCCAGACGGGGAGUUGGCGACAUCUCGCGCCGCCGCUAAUUUGGGCCUAUCAAUGUGUCUGUCCUCUUAUGCGACAACCUCCCUGGAACACGUUAUAAAACAAGGCAAUCAGAACCCUUAUAUGAUGCAGAUGUGCAUAGUGAAAGAUCGUAGCAUCACGUUGCAACUGUUGAAACGCGCAGAAGCCGCAGGAUACCGCGCUAUAUUCGUUUCGGUCGAUGUCCCAGUCCUCGGCCGGCGCCUUAAUGAGAUGCGCAACGAUUUCUCUCUGCCAGAGGAUUUAACUUUCCCCAACAUUCUCUCGACUGGGAAUGAGGAAUUCGCUACCUCAGCAGAGACGAAAGAGCAUGGACCGAUGGCUUGUACAGACGACGCAUUGGAGUGGGAAGAGAUCAUUCCUUGGCUCAAACAGCACACCACUAUGCAGAUCUGGUUGAAAGGUGUGACAAGCCCAGCUGACGUCGAAAUGGCAAUACGAUACGGCGUCGAUGGUGUCAUCAUCUCCAACCAUGGCGGUCGUCAACUCGAUGGCAUGCCUGCGACAGUCGAUGCACUUCAAGAGUGCGCUCCUGUUGCGCGUGGCCGAAUUCAGAUCGCUGUAGACGGUGGUAUUCGUCGCGGCUCUGAUAUCUUCAAAGCCCUUGCUCUAGGGGCGCAACAUUGCUUUCUUGGUCGCAUCGUUAUCUGGGGACUUGCUUACAAAGGUCAAGAAGGUGUCGAGUUGGCGGUCAAAAUAUUGCUUGGUGAACUUCGCGCCACAAUGGCAUUAGCAGGGUGUCGAAAGAUCAGCGACAUAACCCGUGAUCAUCUCAGCGUGUUUGGUCAGAAUGGGCUGCUUUCCAAGCUAUAA